CUGCGCCCUGUGCCCCGUUGGCGUCCCACAGCCAUGGCCCUGGUCACCGUGCAGCGCUCCCCGACCCCGAGCGCCGCAUCCUCGGCCGGCAGCAGGACCAGCGGCGCGACCGCCAGCAGCGGGACCUGCACCGAUUUUGGGAGUGAGGAUGAUCGGAAGCUGAACCGGAGCUUGAGCGAGAGCUUCUUCAUGGUGAAAGGUGCAGCCCUCUUCUUGCAGCAGGGUGGCAGUUCCCAUUGUCAGAAGGCUCAACCCAACCACCAGUAUGCAGGUGACCUCCCUCAGCACCUUCAGAUAAUGAUCAACAUCUUGCGUUCAGAAGACAGAAUUAAACUGGCCGUGCGCCUGGAGAGCACGUUGUCUGACCGUGUGCGCUAUAUGGUGGUGGUGUACACCAGCAGUCACCAGGGCACAGAGGAAAAUAUCCUUCUGGGCAUGGACUUUAUCAGCAAGGAGAGUAAAAACUGCUCUAUUGGAAUGGUCCUACCAUUGUGGAGUGACACCAAGAUCCAUCUCGAUGGGGACGGGGGUUUCAGUGUGAACACAGCAAGCCGGUCGCAUGUCUUCAAGCCGGUGUCCGUACAGGCCAUGUGGUCGGCGCUACAAGUCCUCCAUAAGGCAUGCGAGGUGUCGCGCAGGUACAACUACUUCCCCGGUGGCCUGUCACUCACCUGGACGAGCUAUUACGAGAGCUGCAUCGCCUCCGAGCAGAGUUGCAUCAACGAGUGGAACGCCAUGCAGGACCUGGAAAGCACACGACCCGACUCGCCCGCCCUAUUUGCGGACAGGCCCACCGAAAGAGAACGGACCGAAUGCCUAAUCAGAGCCAAGCUAAGGAGCAUCAUGAUGUUCCAAGACCUGGAGAAUGUUACUUCCAAGGAGAUCCGAAACGAGCUGGAGAACCACAUGAACUGCAACCUGAAGGAGUACAAGGAGUUUAUCGACAACGAGAUGCUGUUCAUCCUUGGCCAGAUGGACAAGGCAACGCUCAUAUUUGACCACUUAUACCUGGGGUCCGAGUGGAACGCCUCCAACCUAGAGGAACUUCAGGACGCAGGCGUGGGCUACAUACUAAAUGUCACCCGGGAGAUUGACAACUUCUUCCCAGGCACAUUCCUGUACCACAACAUCCGAGUGUAUGAUGAGGAGGCCACCGACCUGCUGUCCCACUGGAAUGACACCUAUAACUUCAUAGUGAGGGCCAAGAAGAACCAGUCCAAGUGCCUGGUCCACUGCAAGAUGGGGGUGAGCCGGUCGGCCUCCACGGUCAUCGCCUACGCCAUGAAGGAGUACGGCUGGUCGCUGGAGAAGGCCUACGGCUUUGUCAAGCAGAAGAGGAGCAUCGCUUGUCCCAAUGCCGGCUUUAUGAAGCAACUGACUGAGUACGAGGGCAUCCUGGAUGCCAGCAAGCAACGCCACAACAAGUUGUGGAGACCCAGCCCUGCUGGCGAUGCGCUGGAAGGGCCACAGAAGGUCCAGUGUGGCAGUACCAAUGGCUCAGAUGACACGGCUCGGGAUCCCACCUCUGGCGACAGCGGCUCCGGCAGGAGCGCUGACCAGGAGAAGGACGCCGCCGACCCGCCCAACUACAACUAUUACUUCCGACGGCUCUCAGACUCGGCUCUGGACUGCGAACCCCCCUCGCUGGGCGCCCAGGGCGUCUUCAUCGAAGUGGAGGACGUGGAGAGAGACGCUCUGCUGGACGACGGUGGCUUCGCAAGUCGCCAAGCCCACUCGACUUCACACAGGGAGUCGCUGGAGGAGCUGCGCGCGCGGCUGGAAUUCAGCACCGUGGAGGAGGACGCCGAGCGGGACGAGACGUCGGCUCGACGGGGGAGGAGCGCGGGCAACGGGGAACGAGGAAGGGUGGGCUCCUGCUGCUCCUCUCUGACCGCACGGAACAGCUCCAAGAAUGAGAACACCAACAACAGCAACCGCCUGAGCAUUAAACGCUGCUGCCCCCUGGGCUUCGAUGACAGUGCUAGCAGCGGAAAGCCUUACAAAGUGAAGCCCUCCUACCAGCCACCCGGCCGAGUCCACAAGCUCGUGGGCGCGGACCGUGUCCGACGCCUUAAUCCUGCCCGUUUCGGUGGCAUCGCCAAGAACCUCGUGCCGCUCCACGUAGCCCAGGCCCUGCCUCCAACUGUGCACCUCGAGUCCUACCGCCAGCAGCUGGCAUCACCGAUGAACUGUGACGAGCUGACCAGGGAUCUGCAUUUCUCUUUGGAUGCAGACGCCAUGGACGAACUGCAGAAGGAGGACGAGAGACCGGAGGAGGAAGGUUGCGGCCGCAUGGCUGCUCCCAGUGCUGGAACCGAGCUCACCCUGAUGGAUCUCAGCCUGGGGGCAGACAGGCCAGCGACGCCCGGGGAUCUGACUCAGUUGGAGCUGUCCGGCCUGGUCCGCAGACGUGCCGAGAGGCUGGAGAAGUUGGCGGCGCUCCGUCCUGAGGCUUCCAACCUUUUGGAUGCCAUGGAGGUGGAAGCCGGUCUUGUCGAGGCGCCGUUGAAGGAAGGGCAGGGUGCACAGACCAACAACUCCAGCACCAGCACCAGCAGCAGCAGCAAUGUGCGUGGUGCUCCGGUGAAGCCCGAUCCGCCCCUGGGCAGCCUCACCCUUUCUGCAGGGGAUGUUCCCCGUGCCAAGCCGCUCCCAGGGGAGGCGGAGCUACUGUACACCUUAGACUUACGCAACGGACCAACAGGGGAUGACCCAACAACGCCUUUGUUAAAAAGCCAAAGGAACUGAUGCCCUAUAGCCUGAAUCUGAACUUGAUGAGUCCCUCCACAGCUUCCUACAGACAUGGUCAUGGGUGCUUUGGGGGGCAAUCAGCCCUGAGAAGAACUUCACCCACAGUGCUGUAAUUUAGUGUCAUAUUUAGUAGAAAAAGAUGCCAAAAAACGGUUGUGUGGACACAAGCUCGUGUUGCAUGAGGCUCAGUGAAUGAGUACCGCUGUGCUUAAUGUGGAAGGACUCACGUUCUCUCUUUCCCAACCUCCCCCAGGCAGCCAGACUGGUUGACUUUGAACAGUCUCACUUCUUACUCCUGUUGCAGUUUUAGGGAAGUUCCUGCUUCCCAUAUUUCAAGAAAGUUAUGCAAUAUUUCACGGUGGAUCACAAAUACAGGUAAAGCUCCACGAAUAAAAACCACGUGGCGUACGUCUAGUAACGGAUUCAAGGUCCCUCUGAUACUUAAUGUAAUGAUAGUGUUCAAUUUGGUAAAUAUAGUCCAUUCAUUGUGGCCAGGUAUAUUAUGUAACGUAUGAUUCUCGCUGCAUUAACUGGUGUUUUACAGGAGAGCACAUCUAUGAAGCAAAGGAUAGUCUGGUGCGUCCCCCGUUCUUGUAUCUUUUGAAUAAUUGCUUCGAAUCACGUUCUGUAGGUGAAUCCACCUUCCCUAGCGGUAGAGCUGUCCAUCAAGGGCAAUAAUUUUACAUCUGCUUACACCAUAUUAUACCACCUGCUGCCCACUUAAACAAGGGCUCUCGGUCAAUAUUGUCUGACCCAGUCAUCACUUGUACUGUAUCCAAAAACAAACCUCACUCCGUGUCAUAGAAACUCUGCCGGAUCUUCUUCCGGGAGCAGUUGCCAGUCAAGCCGUCAGAAAUGAGAGCCGAAAAAAUUGCUCAGUCGUUCGGCUGAUGAAAACUGACACGUUAAGGGUUUCGUCGCUCUGCUUUCACCUGAAUUCACCUUUCUGGCCUACAUCCCCAGCACUGGCCCCGCUAUUCUGUGGACCGAAAGGCCUCUGGCUGCCGUGAUUUAAAGCACCGACACACUGCUCUUAUGCAAAGGCCUUCAAAUUCGUCCUGCUUUUUUUUACAUUUUCAAGGACGCACUUGAAUUCAUUAGCAUAUAUCAGGCAAGUUUGUAAGAUCCGAAUGCAUCUGUGCUGCGGCCUUCUGAAAUAAUUUGGCCGUCGCCCGCUCUGUUUAGAGCAAACCGUUCCCUAGUGUAAAUUUCCAUAACAGGCGACGUGAGUGUGAACGAUAUAGUUAAAGGCAUAAAUCUGUGGCACUUGACAUUGCGAAGGUAGAGGAAAAGUUCGAAAUGCAAAAUGAUAGGAGCAUAGAACUUAGCUGCACAGGUGGGCCCCGAUUUACGGUGGGGUUACGUUCCGCGAAACCCAUCAUCAUAAGUCGAAAAUAUCGUAAGCCGAAAAUGCAGUUAACGCACCUAAUACGCACUUCUACGUGACAGACCGGGCGACGCGGAUCGCUGCCGCUGCCCAGCAUCGCGAGAGAGUAUCGUACUGCAUAUCGUUU
Scleropages formosus (Asian bonytongue) is the source of this 4265-nucleotide messenger RNA. Its product is annotated as protein phosphatase Slingshot homolog 1-like. The record is from RefSeq and is a predicted model, not a curated record. Gene Ontology annotation, biological process: negative regulation of actin filament polymerization; protein dephosphorylation. Gene Ontology annotation, molecular function: actin binding; phosphatase activity. NCBI's taxonomy places the organism in Eukaryota, Metazoa, Chordata, Actinopteri, Osteoglossiformes, Osteoglossidae. The coding region runs from base 34 to 2748 and encodes 904 amino acids. The transcript has 15 exons.